AACUAAGCAUGAAGCAUGACAUGGCAAAGACGUGGUCUCCACUCUCGCCGGAAAAAAAAGAAGAAGAGAAAACCCAGACGUCCGUUCUUCUUCCGUCCUCUGACCUUUAUUUCUUGUCUCCAUCAUUGCAAUGUCUCUCUUAACACCAUAGCCACUACGAAGGUACCUUCGAUGAAACCUUCCUUCCCCUUCAGAUCCUCGUCACACUCGGCAAUGGUGGAACAGAAACAGAGGAUCCUAACCUCCCUCGCCAGAAUCGGCGAUCGGGACACUUACCAGAUCGCAGUGGACGACCUCGAGAAAGUCGUCCUCUCCGUCUCCGACUCCCCCGAAACCCUCCCUGUCCUCCUCCACUGCCUCUUCGACUCCUCCGCCGAUCCUAAACCCCCCGUGAAGCGAGAAUCCACGCGCCUCCUCUCCUUCCUCUGCCUCACCUACUCCGAUCUCACCUCCUCGCAGCUCGCCAAGAUCAUCUCGCACAUCGUCAAGCGCCUCAAGGACGCGGACAACGGAGUCCGGGACGCGUGUCGCGACGCCAUUGGCUCUCUCUCGGAGAAGUUUCUGACGGAGGGGGACGGUGGUGGGGCUUCGAUGGUGGGGCUCUUUGCCAAGCCUCUGUUCGAGGCUAUGGCGGAGCAGAACAAAAGCUUGCAGUCUGGUGCUGCCAUUUGUAUGGGGAAGAUGGUUGAUUCUGCGACGGAGCCUCCCGUUGCGGCUUUUCAGAAGCUCUGCCCUAGAAUCUCUAAGCUUUUGAAUAGCCCUAACUAUCUUACUAAGGCUUCUCUCCUGCCUGUUGUUGGAAGCUUGUCUCAGGUUGGAGCUAUUGCACCCCAGAGCUUGGAAUCAUUGCUGCACAGCAUCCAUGAGUGCCUUAGAUGUACUGAUUGGGUUACUCGUAAGGCAGCCUCUGAUGUCUUGAUAGCCUUGGCCGUCCAUUCUACCAGUUUGGUUGCAGACAAAACGGAUUCCACUCUUACAGUUCUCGAGGCCUGUCGUUUUGAUAAGAUAAAACCUGUUAGAGAGAGCUUGUCCGAAGCACUAAACGUCUGGAAGAACAUUGCCGGGAAAGGUGAAUCUGGAACAUCAGUCGACCAGAAGGAUGUGUCAUCUGAGCAAUGUACAUUGGAAACAAAUGGAGAAACCGAUCCGGUGAUGCAAGGCUCUUCAGAUGACUUGAGCAGUAACUCAGAUUCCAUCUCGAAAGCAGUUCUCAUCUUGAGGAAGAAAGCACCUAGGUUGACUGGCAAAGAUCUUAACCCAGAGUUUUUCCAAAAACUAGAGAAAGGAGACUCUGGAGAUAUGCCUGUUGAAGUUAUUCUUCCCUCUAGGCAAAAGAACUCGUCGAACUCAAACACAGAGGAUGAAUCAGACGCCAAUGCUUCAGUAUCGAGGAGUCGGCCAAAAGGUUUGUGCAGAAUAGCAGGUGCACAUCCCAAACAACAACAUUUUGGAGAUUUUGCAAGAGCAUUUGAGGCAGAUGAGACCGAAGUAAUCCAGGCGGAGGCAUCAUCUGAAAGCAGAGGGGAUUGGCCACCUUUACAGAGGCAGUUAUUGCACUUGGAGAGACAACAAACCCACAUAAUGAACAUGUUGCAGGAUUUCAUGGGUGGUUCACAUGACGGCAUGAGAAGUUUGGAGAACCGUGUGAGAGGUCUUGAGAGGAUCGUUGAAGAGAUGUCAAGAGAAAUGUCUAUACAACCUGAUGCGAGGGGAAAGGCGGGUGCACCACGGAGGUCUAAUGUAGAUGGAUGGGAUGGUCCUUGCUAUGCUUCUUCGAGAAACGCUCAGACCAGCUCGAGAAGAACACGUGGCAAUGGUCCUAUGGAGUCCGAGCACUCAGGUAACAGCAGAAGAGCAUGGGACAAAAGCUCUGUACAAAUCAGACUAGGUGAAGGACCUUCUGCUAGAAGCGUAUGGCAAGCUUCAAAAGAUGAAGCUACACUCGAAGCUAUACGUGUGGCUGGAGAAGACGGUGGAGGAACGUCAAGGACAAGGAGAGUAUCUAUUCCCCAAGCAGAAGCAAUAAUGGAAGACGAUGACAAUGAUGACCGUAGAGGACAAGAGCGGGACCCUGUCUGGAGUUGUUGGAGCAAUGCGAUGCACGCACUCCGAGUUGGUGAUACAGAUUCUGCAUUUGCUGAGGUGUUAUCAACCGGUGACGAUCUUUUGCUUGUCAAGUUAAUGGACAAGACAGGUCCCGUUCUUGAUCAACUGUCGUGUGAUAUUGGAAACGAGGUUCUCAAUUCUAUUGCACAGUUUCUCCCGGAUCAUACUCUGUUUGACGUAUGUCUAUCUUGGAUUCAACAGCUGCUAGAAGUAAGUGUAGAAAACGGAGCAGACUUUAUGGGAAUACCAUUGGAGUUAAAAAAGGAGAUUCUGUUGAAUCUACAUGAAGCUUCUUUAACAAUGGAUCCUCCUGGAGACUGGGAAGGUCUAGCUCCUGACCAUCUUUUGUUGCAAUUAGCAUCUAACUGGAACAUCGAGCUCCAACAUUUCGACCAGUAAAAUGUUUUUAAAACACAUUACACUGUACAGAUGUGAUGAUUCUUUCACUCGUGCAAACAAAUGUUCUUUGAUGAAUUAUGAUUCUUUUAUGACAGCUA
This is a messenger RNA of Brassica napus (rape), 2603 nucleotides long. Its product is annotated as TORTIFOLIA1-like protein 1. NCBI's taxonomy places the organism in Eukaryota, Viridiplantae, Streptophyta, Magnoliopsida, Brassicales, Brassicaceae. Gene Ontology annotation, cellular component: cortical microtubule, transverse to long axis. Gene Ontology annotation, biological process: unidimensional cell growth; multicellular organism development; circumnutation. Gene Ontology annotation, molecular function: microtubule binding. The record is from RefSeq and is a predicted model, not a curated record.